AUGGGAGCCGCCGACUCUCCCGUGCCGCGGCGCGGGGGGUGGGGAUCUCCCCGCCGCCGCCUGAGGAAUGUCAACUAUUCAACAUGGAGACGGCGGUUACCAGGCUCGAGACCCUGUUCCAGAAAGCAGAAUCUGAUCUGGAUUAUAUUCAGCGCAGAGUGGAGUUUGAAAUAAUGAAAAGUUUUCCUGAUGGUACAGAAGCAGAGGAGAGCCCAGCUGCCCUCCUGAAGGAGCUGCCGCUGCUGAAAUCCCGCUACAAAUCCCUGUGUGCCCAGAUGGAGGCGAUUUCCCUGGAGCAGAAGGAAUCCAUGGAGAGCAUCCGUGCUGCCCUGGAGAAAACAAUGAGCAUCGUUCAGGAACUGCAGCAGCAAACCGGCCUGGAGAGCUCACCUCUGUCAGAAGAAGAGCAGAAUGCAGCCCAGCAGUUAAACCUGCAAGCUGGGAAAAAAAUGGAAUUUUCAGUGGAAGAGCCAUCCUGCCUAGAAUCUACAGUCCCUGGCUCAGCUGAAGAGCCCCAGUUCACACCCUUGACUGAGGAAACCUUGAUGAGUGUGCCCAGGAAAAUCAGAAGCACUGUCAAAUUAGCAGACUUGAACCAUUUGUACAAAGAGUUAUUUAACCACUUCAUUGUAGAGAACAACAGGGCAGCCCUGAGUCUUUCACAGAUGAACAAGAUGAAUAUGAAAGCCACUGACUCAAGAAUUAAAAUCCUGAAGGAACUGGAGAUUGUGGAACUGGACAAACAAGGAAAUGUUAAAUUAGCUGUGUGACACAGAAACAUCUUGGGCACAGCUCCUGGAUUAUUAAAGAACAAGAAUUUCUCUGGAACAGGAGUUCCUGGUCCACUGUAGGGAAGUUGUUGAUGUUUCUGUAUAAACAUUCUGUUGAUAAAACUUGAAAUUAGAGGUUCAGAAACACUGAGGUUGGCACUUUACCUUGGCUGUUUGAAGGAUUAUUUUUGGUUCUGCAUUUUUAAGGAAUGUUCAGAGCCAUGUGAGGCUUCCACUUCCUUGCUGCAUUCCUGAGGGGGUUUGAAAGGCAAAUAAUCCAAGCCUCUUAAUUGUGCUUGCAUUCCUGAAUAAAGAUUUAUUUUACUUUG
Catharus ustulatus (Swainson's thrush) is the source of this 1099-nucleotide messenger RNA. It is a transcript of the gene SKA2, whose product is annotated as spindle and kinetochore associated complex subunit 2. Gene Ontology annotation, cellular component: spindle microtubule; outer kinetochore. Gene Ontology annotation, molecular function: microtubule binding. Gene Ontology annotation, biological process: mitotic cell cycle; cell division; chromosome segregation. The record is from RefSeq and is a predicted model, not a curated record. Bases 84 to 770 code for a protein of 228 amino acids. The transcript is spliced from 7 exons. Lineage: Eukaryota; Metazoa; Chordata; Aves; Passeriformes; Turdidae.